This is a messenger RNA of Hyla sarda, 5501 nucleotides long. Its product is annotated as ATP-binding cassette sub-family C member 2-like. The transcript is spliced from 32 exons. NCBI's taxonomy places the organism in Eukaryota, Metazoa, Chordata, Amphibia, Anura, Hylidae. Gene Ontology annotation, molecular function: ABC-type transporter activity; ATP binding; ATP hydrolysis activity. Gene Ontology annotation, biological process: transmembrane transport. Gene Ontology annotation, cellular component: apical plasma membrane. The record is from RefSeq and is a predicted model, not a curated record. The coding region runs from base 89 to 4732 and encodes 1547 amino acids.
ACCACGAGGAAUAUAAAGACAUUCAACUAUCUCAAGGCUCAAUAUUGUGCCAGGUGGACUCUAUGAGCAGCUCUCUGCACCACCAAACAUGUCCAAGACUUUGGAUGACUAUUGCGGCUCCGUGUUCUGGAAUUCUUCUCUGCUGGAAAGAUCGGAUCCAGAUUUGCCAAUAUGUUUCGAACAGACGGUUCUGGUUUGGAUCCCCCUGAUCUUUCUUUGGCUUUGUGCUCCUUGGCAGCUCUUGAACCUGUGUAAAUCAGAAAAAGCGGGAUCUCCUAUCACUAAGCUGUAUCUAGCUAAGCAGUUCCUGACUCUAUUACUUUUAUGUACGUCGAUUGCUGGAAUAGGCGUCACAGUAGCAGAACAUGUGGACGGACAAUCGAGCACCAACAAGAUGCUUCCUACUGUCCUCUACGUGAAUCCGCCACUCCAUGCUGUGACAUGGAUCUUGAUGUUGAUCAUCCACCAUAGCCGAAGGCACUGCGUCCAGACGGACUCCGGAGUAAUCUUCAUCUUCUGGAUUCUCUCCGUUGUUUGUGGCUUUUUUCCAUUUCAGUCUCUAAUUCGUCUUGCACUAAAUGAUGAGAUCCAGGACCUACCUCGUCUAUGUUUGUUCUUCAUCUCAUUCGGACUUCAGCUUCUUAUUCUAGUCAUCUCUUCCAUCUCAGAAAAAAACGAGCUAACAAAGAAGAAUCCGGAAUUAACAGCAUCUUUUCUAAGUAGAAUCACAUUCAGCUGGUUUGACAGCAUUGUUGUUAAGGGAUACAGGAGACCUUUAGUCAUGGAGGAUCUCUGGGAAUUGAACAAAGAUGAUCAGACCAAAGAUAUCUAUGAGGAUUUCGAGAAAACAAUGAAGACAGGAGUGGCUAAGGCAAGGAAAGAGCUGGAGAAACGCAGAAAUAAGAGGAAACGGAAGGACAGCGCCAUUGAAAUGAAUGGGCUGAGCAAAACACAAAGUCAGGACAUACUAGUUGAGGAAGAAAAGAAGAAAAAGAAGGAGUCUAUAUCUGGAACAUCUAAAGAUUACCCCAAGUCCUGGCUCUAUAAGACCCUAAUUAAGUCAAACUCAGGUCUCCUACUACGAUCGGCUUUCUUUAAGCUCAUCCAAGACCUCCUACUGUUUGUCAGCCCCCAGAUCUUGAAAGCGAUGGUCUCGUUUACAUCCAACCCUGCCGAGUAUCAAUGGAAGGGAUUUUUUUACGCCAUCUUGCUGCUCGUGACAGCUUUAAUCCAGUCGCUCUGUCUGCAGAAAUAUUUCCAGGACUGCUUUGUUUUGGGAAUGAGAGUCCGUACGGCACUGACAGCUGCGGUGUACAAAAAAGCACUGACUGUCUCCAAUGCCACCCGGAAAGAGUCAACAGUGGGAGAAACUGUAAACCUGAUGUCAGCGGAUGCACAGAAAUUCAUGGAUCUGGCAAGCUACAUUCAUCUCAUCUGGUCAUCACCGCUGCAGAUCGCUAUUUCUGUGGUAUUCCUUUGGACAGAGCUGGGACCAUCCGUCCUGGCAGGACUUGGAGUGAUGAUCCUCUUGAUACCAUUCAAUGCCGUCCUGGCUACUAAAUCAGAGUCAUUCCAGAUGAAAAACAUGGAAAACAAAGAUAAACGGCUGAAAAUUAUGAAUGAAAUUCUGAAUGGCAUAAAGAUCUUGAAGUUGUACGCGUGGGAACCUUCAUUUGAGAAACAGGUGCAGGAAAUCCGUGAGAAGGAGCUGAAGGACAUGCUACACUUUGCCUAUCUGUUCUCUGUGUCCGUGUUUGUAUUCAGCUGUGCCCCAUUCCUGGUGUCGGUUGCAAGUUUUGCUGUCUAUGUUGUGGUUGAUCCAAACAAUGUGCUGAAUGCAGAAAUAGCCUUCACUUCCAUCUCUCUGUUUAACAACCUGAGCUUCCCCCUCUCCAUGCUGCCCAUGCUUAUUUCUUAUAUGGUCCAGACAAAUGUAUCUUGUGCCCGGCUGGAGAAAUACUUGGGAGGGGAAGACUUAGAUACCUCUGCUAUACACACUGAUUCUAGUGUUGAUGCUGCUAUCCAGUUUUCUAAUGCCACGUUUACCUGGGAGCAGGGCACAUCUCCAGCAGUGAAGAACAUCAACCUGGAUAUCAAGGAAGGUCAUCUGGUUGCAGUAGUCGGUGCUGUUGGGUCUGGGAAAUCAUCUCUUGUUUCUGCAAUGCUUGGAGAAAUGGACCAUGUUGAGGGACACAUCAAUAUAAAGGGUUCUUUGGCCUAUGUUCCCCAACAAGCCUGGAUCCAGAACGCCACGCUGAGAGAUAACAUCUUGUUUGGGGCCCCUCUAGAUGAGGAGAGAUAUCAGCGGGUUCUAGAAGCCUGCGCCUUGCUUCCUGACUUACAGAUGCUGCCUGGAGGAGAUAUGUCAGAAAUUGGAGAAAAGGGAAUAAACUUGAGUGGAGGCCAGAAGCAGCGUGUGAGUCUGGCCCGAGCAGUAUAUCACAAUACAGACGUCUACAUCCUCGAUGACCCUCUCUCUGCCGUUGACGCUCAUGUGGGGAAACACAUAUUUGAGAAGGUGGUUGGCCCCAACGGUUUACUAAAAGACAAGACCCGAGUCCUGGUCACUCAUAGUGUAAGCUUUCUAAAGCACACAGAAGAGAUAGUGGUAUUAGUGAAUGGCAGCGUUACUGAAAUCGGCUCCUACCAAACAUUAUUGGCAAACAAUGGAGCUUUCGCAGAGUUCCUCAGGACGUACGCUAAGCAAGACCAUGCCAAGGACUCAGAACCGACAGUGCUACAAGAUGCAGGUGAAGAAGAUGGCGGUGAAGAUACAGUACAGAGUGCAGAAGUAGCAGAAGACAUUGUGACAAUGACACUUAAGAGAGAGAACAGUCUACACAGGAGGAAGCUUAGCAGUAUCAAUGGCACCUUAAGGAAGUCUCUGAAGGAUGUAAAAAAGGAGAAAGGAGAAGACAAGGAAAAAUUAGCAGCGGGACAACAACUUAUUGAAAAGGAAAACGUGGAGAUAGGAAAGGUGAAAUUCUCUCUGUAUAUGAAAUACCUUCGCGCUAUUGGAUGGUGUUACACCACCUGGAUUUUGGUUACCUACAUUUUUCAGAAUGUUGCCUUAGUUGGACGCAAUAUUUGGCUCAGUGAAUGGACAUCGGACUCUGUGACUUAUUUUAAUCAGACCUAUCCGACCUCACAGAGAGACUUGCGGGUUGGUGUGUUUGGAGCCCUGGGGGUGGCACAAGCUAUUUUUGUGUUCCUCAGCGCUUUUCUGAUUGCGGCCGGUACAGUGCGUGCAUCGCGGCUACUCCAUUCACAACUCCUUCGAAAUAUCCUGCACGUUCCUAUGCAGUUCUUUGACACCACUCCAUCUGGGCGUAUUGUCAACAGGUUUGCCAAGGACAUCUUCACUGUGGAUGAAACCAUUCCCUUGUCCUUCCGAUACUGGAUCGAGUGCUUCUUGGAAGUCAUCAGCACUCUGUUUAUUAUCUGCUUCGCCACGCCCAUUUUUGCUGCUGUCAUCGUACCAUUGGCCAUUUUCUAUUAUUUUGUCCAGAGGUUUUAUGUCACCACCUCACGUCAGCUGAGACGUCUGGACUCAGUCACAAGGUCCCCCAUCUAUUCUCACUUUGGGGAGACAGUCUCCGGUCUAUCAGUCAUCCGGGCGUAUGGGCAUCAACAGAGAUUCCUCCAGCACAAUGAAGAUGUUAUAGACCUCAAUCAAAAGAGCGUUUACUCCUGGAUUGUCUCCAAUAGGUGGCUGGCCAUUCGUCUUGAAUUUGUAGGGAACCUGACGGUGUUCUUUGCUGCCCUUUUUGCUGUACUAGCUCGUGGCACCGUGGACAGUGGGACUGUUGGGCUAUCCAUUUCCGCGGCACUCAAUAUUACCCAGACCCUGAACUGGUUAGUGCGGAUGACGUCUGAACUAGAGACCAACAUUGUCGCUGUUGAGCGUGUGGAUGAAUACAUUAAUGUAGAGAACGAAGCAGAGUGGGUGACUCAGCGGCGCCCCCCACAGAACUGGCCGGACAAAGGCGUUGUGCAGUUUGUGGAUUACAAGGCGCGUUAUCGCUCUGAGUUAGAUCUUGUUCUUCAUGGGAUUUCCUGCACUGUUGACAGUAUGGAGAAGGUUGGAAUAGUGGGAAGGACGGGAGCCGGAAAAUCUUCACUUACGAACUGUCUCUUCCGGAUCAUCGAGGCGGCAGGAGGGAAGAUUGUCAUUGAUGGUUUGGACAUCUCCACCAUUGGCCUCCAUGAUCUGCGCAACAAACUGACUAUAAUUCCUCAGGACCCGGUGCUGUUCUCUGGGACACUGAGGAUGAAUUUGGACCCAUUUGAUCAGUACACGGAUGAGGAGGUCUGGAAAGCUCUUGAACUUUCUCACCUUAAACCGUAUGUAGAAGGACUGCAGGAAAAGCUUUUCUAUGAAGUGAGCGAAGGAGGAGAGAACCUAAGUGUCGGUCAGAGGCAGCUGGUGUGUCUGGCUCGGGCGCUGCUUCGGAAAUCCAAGAUCCUCGUUCUGGAUGAAGCCACGGCCGCCGUGGACCUGGAGACCGAUGAUUUAAUCCAGAGGACCAUCCGCAGUGAAUUCGCAGAUUGCACGGUGUUGACCAUUGCCCAUCGGUUGCACACUAUCAUGGACAGUAACAAAGUCAUGGUGUUGGACUCAGGAAAGAUAAUAGAAUACAGUAGCCCAGAAAAACUUCUGGCAGGUCAAGGACAUUUUGCCUCCAUGGCCAAAGAUGCUGGCAUUGACAUCACGAGCGGCACAUCAAUAUGAGAGUUGGAGAAUGUAGAUGUGGGAUGAUACGCCAGCAAGGACUCUCUAAGGACUUUCUGAGCCUCGGCCGCUGCAAACACGACACAAACUGUGAAGCUACAUAAAUAAAUCUCAUAUAGGGGAAACUAUUGUUGAUUGGAUUAUAAGAGCAAUGUUAUGUGAUGACACUGUAUUUGUAGUAGCAGGUAAAUAAUAAUGAUUGUGCUGUAUCUGGCAUUGCAUCUCAGCCCCACUCACCUGAAUACUGCAAUACCAGACAGAGUCAGGUGUGGUGCUGUUUCUGGACCUAACGUAUUUGUCUAAAUAUCAUUUAUUAGCAGUUUCCCAUCUUUAAGUUGUUACUCACAUGCAGGGGAGGAAAAAAUGUCAUCCUGCCAUCCACUCAGUCUCUGUCCUGUUCCCUUUAGUGCUGAGAACUGGGAUGUCUGUGCAGCCUCAGUCAAUCACACACUGUAUCUCUCUGUGCACAGAGAAGAAGGGUGAGGGCUGCUCUCAGAGAGGGAGCUGGCCGGUAGUGAGAGCAGAGCUGCAAUGGCUGCCUGGAAAUGUAGUAUUCAUGCUACCAUGGAGGGAAGGGUUGCAAAGAAUAUCAAACAGCCAGAUAACACAACAGGAGCUACAGGAGCCAUACAUAUCAGGCAGUAUCAUUUACAGGGAACAUAUCCAGGUAGUGUUGAGGCUUUGGAGCUUUUUAUAUGUACUUCCCUGGAGCACCCCUUUAAUGUUGUGUCUGUAUGGAGCUGGUGCAGUGUACAGAUCCAGUAUUGUA